AGGUAUCUUGUGUUUGCUGUACUUUGUGUGGGAUUCAUUCUUGCUGUGUGUGAUGCAGCUUGUUUUAAUCAACCUCCUCCAAAUUUACAAUCUGGUCAGAAACCCUUAAAGGGAUGUCUUUUUGAAGGCAGUCUGCAUAAGUUUGGCAGUAAAUGGUUAACAAAGGAAUGUUUGGAUUGUUCCUGUGCUUCUGAUGGCUCAGUUUUUUGCUGUACUAGGCUCGGCUUAUCCAUAGGCUUUGAUGAAAGCCGAUGUAAAUAUAUUGAAGAUAAGAAAGCAUGCACCUGGAAACUGGUUUCCAAGGAGGAUCCUACAAAGGAUUGUUAA
This is a messenger RNA of Staurois parvus, 327 nucleotides long. Lineage: Eukaryota; Metazoa; Chordata; Amphibia; Anura; Ranidae. The record is from the annotation of a GenBank genome assembly.